Molecule: messenger RNA, 1209 nt
Organism: Eucalyptus grandis
Lineage: Eukaryota; Viridiplantae; Streptophyta; Magnoliopsida; Myrtales; Myrtaceae
Product: ras-related protein Rab7
Exons: 7
Coding region: 302-919 (205 amino acids)
Cellular component (GO): vacuolar membrane
Molecular function (GO): GTPase activity; GTP binding
Source: RefSeq, a predicted model, not a curated record
UCAUAACAACACUGCCCCAUCAAAUUGAAACAGCUUUGCAGAGAAAGAAGAGAGAGAAAGAGAGAGAGAGAGGCAUCGAAGUUGGCGCUCCUUUCCAGCUCGCCCGUCCUCAACCGACUCCCUCGCCGUGCUGUGCUCGCCUGUCGCGAUCUCCUCCGUUUCCCAGAUUUGGAUUUCGGAAGGGAAAAGAAAGGAAGCUUUUUUUUUGUUUUUUUCCUUUUUUGGUUCGGAUUGAUUCUUCCUUCAUCCUCCCCACGGACGGACGCCGGCCCGCCCUCGAUUCGAAUCGAAAUCUCCUCCGAUGUCAGUGCGCAGGCGGACGUUGCUCAAGGUCAUCGUGCUCGGCGACAGCGGGGUUGGCAAGACGUCGUUGAUGAACCAAUAUGUGCACAAGAAGUUUAGUCAGCAGUAUAAAGCUACGAUAGGUGCUGAUUUCGUUACCAAAGAACUCCAGAUUGAUGAUAAGCUGGUCACCCUGCAAAUAUGGGACACGGCCGGACAGGAAAGAUUUCAGAGCCUCGGGGUUGCAUUUUACAGAGGGGCGGACUGCUGCGUCUUAGUAUAUGAUGUGAAUGUGAUGAAAUCGUUUGACACUCUUGAUAACUGGCAUGAUGAGUUUUUGAAGCAGGCGAACCCAGCAGACCCAAGGACUUUUCCUUUCAUAUUACUUGGAAAUAAGAUUGACAUAGAUGGUGGCAAUAGUCGAGUGGUUUCCGAGAAGAAAGCUAGGGAUUGGUGUGCCGCAAAAGGGAACAUACCUUACUUUGAGACAUCUGCUAAGGAGGACGUCAAUGUUGAUGCCUCAUUUUUGUGUAUUGCUAAAGCUGCUCUUGCUAACGAUCAUGAACAUGACAUAUAUUUCCAGGGCAUCCCAGAUGCUGUUCCAGACUCAGAGCAAAGAGGCGGAUGUGCAUGCUGAUCAAGAACGACUUGACAAGAAUAUUAUAAAAUAUCUAUGAUUGCAGAAUUCCUUCAUUUUUUGGGAUUCUGUUGAUACCUCCUGCCAUUCCACGCCCUCGGCAACUAAUUUUCUCGACCAAGAUAUCCUGCAUUAGUCGCCCUAUAUUUUGAUUGCAAAAUGCAGAAUCUCGGCUGCUUCUUUUUGGUUGUUAUCGAAACGGAGUGUUUGAAUUUUGGUGUACUGGUUUUACCCUUUUUUGCCAUCAGGAUGCCUUUUGAUUCAUUGAUGAAUUAUCUUACAAUUGAAUU